GCGGCGUGCCGGGAGGAGCCUGUGGGUACAGGCACUGACCCGCUACCACAACAGCCUCAGUCUGGCCAUGACCUACAUAGCAGCUGUGGGUGUCGUUCCAAGGGGAGCGUCGUGGUUGUGAAUCUGUCUGCUGUGUUUGUUGAACACCAGGUCUGACGUCAUGACUGAACUUCAGGAAAAAUAUCGACGGAGUAUCGGUAGAUGGCGCUGUGCUGCUAUAGCCUUGUUUCUCAUUGCCCUGGCUUUAGUCGUCGCUCUUAUUGCUGUCUCCAUGAUGAAGGACAGGAGGUUUGAACGCCAGGCGGCUGAUGAUUGUGGAGAAAGUUUUGGGAAGCCCGAUAUUGACACAUCAGAGGCAGAGGAACCUGGGUUGUAUGAUGAUCUUACUGUGAAGGAACUCAAAGCAAUCCAGGACUAUCUAUACAGCCUGAAGAUGCAGUUAAAUCUCAAAAAGCCAGAUAAAGCUGCAGUCAAUGUUAGCUACAUAUAUGUGUCAGAUCUUCAUCCACCUUUGAAAUCAGAAGCUCUGGCUUACUUAAGCGGUUCUGGGCCUAAACCAGAAAGGAAAGCUCGAAUAGUGAUCUUCAGAGGUGACGCUGUCCCUCCCGUGUCAGAAGAAUAUAUUGUUGGUCCUCUCCCAAAUCCAAACAGUUGCAAGUUGUUAAGCGUUCCAGGACGUAAAAAUCCCGUCCCCUAUGCUUAUAGGCCAAUAGGAUAUGUCGAGUUUGGAUCAUACUACCUGAAACUGUUCCCUGACGUAGAUAAAAAAAUUGGUUUUAUUUUGAAGGAGAGUUAUGGUGCCACAUUUACAAACUGUGGAGACAGAUGCCUAAAUUUCUACCCCACGCCUGUUAGUUCUGGUAUCAGUAAAUCUAGAGUGAGGAAGAUGUGGUUAACAACAAGUCACUUCGUUGAGUAUUACGACCUGAAUCCCGUGGAUUUCAUGAUGCUUGCAAAUAUUAACUCUCAAGACCCUACAAAAUUCUAUAUUGAAAAGCUGGUGUAUGCUAGCCAGGAGUACACGAGUCUUGAUGAUCUCGCCACUCAGUACAGAUCUGGAUCAAUCCCCAAAUCCAAGAUACCAUUCCCCAAAAACGUCGAAGAUUUGAAGUCAUCUUUAUACAGACGAGGUAACCCUGUCCCGAAGAAGCCACAGAGAGCUCCCCGAAUGUAUGAGCCUGAUGGUAAGCGAUACAGUGUACACCACCGCCAUGUGGAAUACAUGCAGUGGGCCUUCGACUUCAGAAUGUCCACUUUAAGCGGUCCACAAAUUUACGACAUCCGAUUCAACAACGAGAGGAUAGCAUAUGAAGUCGGUCUGCAGGAGAUAGCUGUCUUUUAUGCGUCCAACAACUCUGCUACACGGAGUGCAGAUUUCAUCGACAGUGGUGCUCUUAUUGGCACCCACUCUCAAUCUCUGGUUCCAGGUGCGGACUGUCCAGAGACAAGUACAUUCUUUAACUACUCCUAUUUGGGCGAAUCUUCUGAGGAGCCAGUUCUUCUCCAGAGAGCCUUCUGUUUGUUUGAACUGAACCAAGGACUUCCUCUCCGUCGACAUCUGUCAUACAGUCAGGUUGAGGGUGGCUUCUAUUCCGGAAUGGAGGACAAUGUCUUAGUUCUCAGAAGCAUCAUGACAAUAAUUAACUACGAUUACGUGAUGGACUUUAUAUUCCACCAAAGUGGAGCUAUGGAGGUUCGAGUUCUAUCAACAGGGUAUAUAUUCGGCUCCUUCUAUACCCCUAAAGAGGAUCCGUAUGGCUUCCAGCUCAAGGAAAAUACCAUUGGCAGUAUUCAUCACCAUCUUUUCCUUUUCAAAGCUGACGUUGACAUUCAUGGACCGAAUAACAGAUACGAGACGCUUGACAUAUCACGUGACGUUUCCCCCAAUUCGCAGACGACAAACGACCCCAACUCUAAGUACUACCAGAUCAAGUAUGAGCGAUCUCUCAAGCAGACUGAGAUGGAUGCAGCCUACAAGUUCAACUUUGAGAAACCAAGAUAUCACGUGUUCCACAACAACGACAACCCCACCAAAUUUGGGGCAAUCAAGUCUUACAGAAUUCACCUGGACGGAAUGACGAAAGUGCUUGUCCCUGAGGACGAAGGUAAUGAACCAGUUAUUUCUUGGGCGAGGAACCAGAUGACGGUCACCAAGUUCAAGGAUGACGAAAGAGAUGCCAGCUCAGUCUAUGGCUUGUUCGAUUCCAUGGAACCCACUGUCAACUUUACAUCGUUUUAUGCUGACAACGACGAAAUUGUUGAUCAGGACCUGGUGGCAUGGAUCAGUAUGGGUGUCCAUCACAUCCCCCACACCGAGGACAUGCCCAUCACCCCCACCCCCGGGGCACAUCUCAGCUUCGCCCUGCUUCCCUACAACUAUUUCGAGGAAUGCCCGUCCUCCCAGUCACGUGACUCCAUCAGGGUAGAAUACAAGGACAGCCACCACCCCGAGAAGGGAGCCCGGGUGGUUAGAUACGGUAACGCGGAGAAGCCACGCUGUAUCCCCAACACUCCAGACUACGACGCAAUGGUGGAGCGAAACCCGUCAUGCGCAAUAGAGACUUCCUACGUACACCACGAGGCGGGAGACGAAUAUGUGUCAGCCAACGGCAAUAAUGAGCACCAUUAGACCA
Haliotis rufescens (red abalone) is the source of this 2633-nucleotide messenger RNA. Its product is annotated as putative amine oxidase [copper-containing]. The record is from RefSeq and is a predicted model, not a curated record. Gene Ontology annotation, molecular function: primary methylamine oxidase activity; quinone binding; copper ion binding. Gene Ontology annotation, biological process: protein phosphorylation; circadian rhythm; amine metabolic process. Gene Ontology annotation, cellular component: plasma membrane. The transcript has 4 exons. Bases 161 to 2629 code for a protein of 822 amino acids. Lineage: Eukaryota; Metazoa; Mollusca; Gastropoda; Lepetellida; Haliotidae.